Arachis duranensis is the source of this 1530-nucleotide messenger RNA. RefSeq lists its product as uncharacterized. The transcript has 3 exons. Lineage: Eukaryota; Viridiplantae; Streptophyta; Magnoliopsida; Fabales; Fabaceae. The coding region runs from base 1 to 1530 and encodes 509 amino acids. The record is from RefSeq and is a predicted model, not a curated record. Gene Ontology annotation, molecular function: nucleic acid binding; RNA-DNA hybrid ribonuclease activity.
AUGGUCAUGAAAGUGAAUCUUGAAAAGUCUAAAGCUUUUUGUUCUAAAAAUGUGACUGCUCGUAGAAGAGAUAUUUUUACUAGUGUUUCUUCAAUACGUUUUGCUUUGGACUUAGGAAGAUAUCUUGGAGUUAACCUUAAUCAUUCUCGUACCAGUAGGGCUUCUUUUCAUUCGGUGAUUGAAAAGGUGAGGGGAAGAUUAGCUAAUUGGAAAGGAAGGCUUCUAAAUAAAGCAGGGAGACUUUGCCUGAUCAAUUCUGUUGCAGCAUCAAUUCCUGUCUAUCAUAUGCAGGACAAGCCUUGGGUUGCUCUAUUGAGGGCGAAGUAUAUGAGAAAUGAGGGAGUUUUAGAUGGCCAUGUCCCUUGUAAUGCUUCUCAUGUUUGGAAGAGUAUCUCAAAGGCUUUUGGUGCUCUUAAGGAUGCCUUCUCUUGGUGCGUUGGGUCACUUGAUCAAUCUUUUUGGUUUGACAAUUGGAGUAUUGAGGGCCCAAUUGCUCAAGAUGUCCCUUUUGGUUUGAAUGCUUAUAAUCCGGAUUUGAAUGCUGGAGAGAGUUCGGGUUGGUCGUGGGGUGUGGCAUCUUCUAGACUCUACUCAGCUAGGAGUGGAUACAGUUGGCUAGCCAAAAGAAAGUUUGACUGGAAUGAGCAUGAUAAUUGGUUGUGGGUAUGUCGUCUGCAUAUUUCUGAGAAGUAUAAGUUCUUGAUUUGGCUCAGUCUCCAUAAUGCUAUUCCUACAGCAGAGUUUCAUUUGGGUCGUGGUUUAGCUUUAUCUAGCACCUGUCAUCGGUGUCAGAAUGGUUCUGAAUCCAUUCUUCAUUGUCUUCGAGAGUGCCCUAGUGCCAAGGAGGUCUGGACCCUUUUAGGUCUGUAUUCAAAUAACUCGAAUUUACAUGAUUGGCUCUACAGAGGUGCAAGGAGUGGAGAUGCUUUUCUUUUCUUUUCGACUAUCUGGUGGAUUUGGAGAAGCAGGAAUCAUGACUUAUUUAAUAUAGAUGAUUCAUGGAGUGCUAGUAAAGUGGUGAGUUUGAUUCGUAGUUCAGUAAGGGAGUUUCACACUAUUUUUGCUAUGCAUCAAUCUCUGUCUCCUCUUUCACUUUGUUUGCAUUGGGUUCCACCUCCAGUUCAUUUUGUUAAAUUGAAUUGUGAUGCUAGUUGGUUUGCUCCUUCUGGCUAUGCUGGUUUUGGUUGUAUUAUUCGCAAUCCUGAUGGAUGUUGGUUGAAAGGUUGCACUGGAAAAGUCGAAGUGUGCAGUGUUCUUUUUGCUGAAUUGUAUGCAAUUUGGAGAGGUUUACUUCUUGCUUGGGAGAGUGGAUUUCGUGAGGUUAUUUGUGAAACAGACUGUUUAGAAGCUCUUUUCUUGGUAAACCAAAGAAUGCUUAGUAAGGAUAUUCCGAAAUGGGAUUUGGCAAAGCAUAUUCAGGAGGUUAUGAAUUGGAAUUGGAGAGUCUCUAUUCUUUUAAUUCAGAGGAUUGCAAAUAGUGUUGCAGAUUGUAUGGCUAAAGCAGUUGCUUCUGUCGCGGACAUGGAGUGA